Messenger RNA from Cygnus atratus (black swan), 2447 nucleotides. RefSeq names its product small EDRK-rich factor 1A (gene SERF1A). Bases 1701 to 2006 code for a protein of 101 amino acids. Lineage: Eukaryota; Metazoa; Chordata; Aves; Anseriformes; Anatidae. The transcript is spliced from 4 exons. The record is from RefSeq and is a predicted model, not a curated record.
AAAUAGCAGCCAAGCUUUUCAGUGAUGCCGUUCAACUUGGUUCUUGAGCUUUCAGUCUUACAUGUGUUCUGUGGACACCCUGCAUGAUAUUUGCCUGGAGAGAAAAGAAAGGUAUAAGGUUAAGGGUGGAGGAUGACUGCUAUAUGAAUUUUGUCUAUAGCAGUGUGUUUUGACUUCUAAGCUCUUUCUCGUUGUGGUAAAAGACUAUACUUUGCUUCUUUAAGCACUACAGAAGACCCGUCUAAUAGCUGCUAACUUGCUUGUAUGAUACUCAUACCUGCUGAGCACUACAAAAUCCAAGGACCAUUUAUAGCCUGGAAUGUAUCAUCUGCUCAUGAGUCAUCAAGUUCUAAUCAACUCUACUACUAACAGUUCUACAUGGCAGAAUAUCAGGGACAGGAUCUCAUUAAUGUUGGUGGGUAGGAGGGAGCAGGAGUUAGUUCCCUUGGCUUUGCAAAAGGUAGUAGCUUGUGUCCUGUCGCAGGUGAAGUACAUCUUCCAAAGCAGGAGCAGCCCUCAGGAAGCAGCGGUUGUAAUGUGCUGUUUUCAUUUGGAUUUGUAGCACCUCUUACCUGGUGUGAAGAAUGCGCAGAGCCCCUGCUUUUGUAGGUUUGCAUUUGUCUUGUUGGCAUGGCAGGUACCUUCAUCAGCUCAGAAAUGGGGUGAGUACAAAGCUGUGGAUUAUAUCAACAGGCUGAUGCUUAAUAUUUUUUUUUCUUGACCUGAUUCUAAACUGCCUCUGUAUACCUGAAAUUAGAGGCACAUGAUGUUUAGAGAGAUCUCUGUCUUGGAGGUCGAAAGACAGCAUAGGUAAUCCUAAGUCUGGAGAGAUACUGAAAGAGGCACAGCAGAAAUUACAGAGAUAGAGCUUUCAUUUUUGAGCAUGGGAAAAUAACUUGUGGUCAUGUUUGUUCAAGAGUGCAAGUGAUUUCAUUGAGCAUAUUCUGGGACACUUUGCAUCCAGAAGAAGCAGGGCAAGAAGAAAUACCGAGGAAGUGAACCAGCCCUGGAGGGUGAGAUGGGCAGUCUAGUCUACAACUGCUGUAAGCAGAUACUGUUGGAAAGAUUGUCAGCUAAUGCAGAACGGUUAGUAAUUGUGAUGGCUGUGGGCAUUGCAAGGAAGACCUGCAGUAUUUGGUUGGAGAGUCGCAACUGCUCUGAGCAGCAGUUGUGCUGGUUUUGAUGUUACACCCUCAGGAAUGCGGUCAGAUCAAACAGAUUGCAAGCCUAACUUGCCAGCCACUUCAGGGUAUCGAUAGUCCUAGGGGAAGCUUGCUGUACCUUGAAGAGUCGUCUUCUGUACUGGCAACAGUGGACUGCAGUUUUUUGUACAUUUAUAUAAAAUAUAUAUUUUUUCACUUUUUACUUCUGUUGAAAGUAAGACCAAAUGCUUGAUAAGGCCGUGAUUGAGUGCUGCAAAAAUAAUUUAAGGUCACCUCUUUGUUAGUAUCUGAGUGUCAUGAAUUGAAUGGGCUAACAGUCCAUUACCUGUAAAGUAGGUAGAACAGCUAGCUCUACCCUUGCUGCAAGCUAAGGGAUUGCCUGCCGAGGGGAACUCAUAAAACUAAGAAGAUUAAAAAUACAGAUGUUGGCUCACAAUGAAAUCAAAGAAGGGUGCACAGGGAAGAAAGCUAUGGACAAAAGCCCAUGUCCAGAACUUGCCUGAAUGCUAAUACCUUGAAUACCAUGGAAGUACUCACAUGUGCGUAGCAUUAGGAUUGUCAACCCUGUGCAAAGACAUAUACAUGCACCUAUUCUGGGGAAGUGGCAUCAGCGGAAGUGUGUUCUUCUACACAUCUGUGCAAGGCUCCCAGCUGCUAUUUAGUGGGAACCAGCGUGAACUUGCUCGCCAAAAGAACCUGAAGAAGACUCAGGAAAUCCACAAAGGGAAAAGGAAAGAAGAUAGCUUGUCUGCUUCUCAGAGAAAACAGAGGGACUCUGAAAUCAUGCAGCAGAAACAGAAGGCGGCUAACGAAAGGAAGUCUCUGCAGGCAGAAGCAAAAUGAACCGUCCCUGCAGAGCAGAUAGGAGUGCAUCGCUGAAGCAGAAAGGCCUAGAGGAUUAUUCAUGAAAAUAGCCGGCCAUUAAAUGAUUUAAGUGUUAAUCUUGCAGCCUCGUUCAGCUAGCAUUAGUUUGUCCUCUGGUUAGCAUAGGCUUAGUUGUUUGGAAUGCUGUUACCAAGCCAACUGCUCUGCAUGCAUAGGAAUGCUAGUACCAGGCGGUCGCUGUGCUACAGCUUGUGCUGCGUCUGUAGCUUUCACUGAACGGUUCCAGUAAUGAGUUUGUAAACCUACAGUUAGACCGGAUUUUAUUUGUUGUAAUUCCAGACGCUCCAUCUGAUUUGCAGUGGAACACACUUGUAACACGAGCUCAGAUGUGUGGGGACCUGACCCAAGAUGUGCGUUCACCCCUAUUUAGCUAUUUUUACAAUAAAACCUUGCAUGAAA